Molecule: messenger RNA, 2568 nt
Organism: Ooceraea biroi (clonal raider ant)
Lineage: Eukaryota; Metazoa; Arthropoda; Insecta; Hymenoptera; Formicidae
Product: transmembrane protein 165
Biological process (GO): Golgi calcium ion homeostasis; calcium ion transmembrane transport; manganese ion transmembrane transport
Cellular component (GO): Golgi apparatus
Molecular function (GO): manganese ion transmembrane transporter activity; calcium ion transmembrane transporter activity
Source: RefSeq, a predicted model, not a curated record
UGGCGAACUGGGUCACGUGACCGCAUCGCCUCUGAUUGGAUGGGGUGCUGUAAGCUCCAUGAUUGACAUCUAAGAGGUUAAAAGUAUAGUUCCGUCGUGUUUCGUCGUAUCAGUCGGAUCUCCAUUUUCCUUGUUCAGUUUCCUUGUUGUUAUGAAAAUUAUAAAUGAUUACAAAAUGCCGAAGUACUGCAGUGCACCGAGAUGUGCAAAUUCUAAUAAAAACGGAUAUUGCCUAACAACAUUACCCGACGAUGAAAGAAGAGAAGCGUGGAUUACUGCUAGUGGAAUUACGGAUUGGAAGCCCACAAAAACCGCUGCACUGUGCGAAGUUUUGAAUUUGUAAGAAUUCGCCUGUGUGCGCCGCGCCGCCUCCGUCCACAUCACAGUCGUGCCAUCUGCCGUUACCGACCGUUACUCAUAACCGAAGGAAGACAUUUAUGCCGUUGCUUGUACACGCGUGAUUGAUUUCUCCGUGCACAUGAAUGUAUAUUUGAUCAAAAUAGACCUUAAUCAGUGCAGACAACCUUUUCGUUUGUUCGUUCCCAUCAAACGCGCGUCACCUUUGACAGCGAUGCGACAUAACCUUUGUACGAACCGUUCGUUUAACAAUAUGGUGGUUUCGAUAGAUAUAUAAGUACGAGCGGAGACCGUUUUUUAGAGGUUAUCUCGCAACGCUUGUCACGAGUGUCACCCGCAAUAAUAGCGAUGCAUAUUUCGAAGCAUCGCGCGAUGGAGAUUGAGCGUUUAAUUUGCGCUUGUUGCUUCAUUACGAUAUUUUACCUCUCGGUGGUCGCCGGUGAGAUAGAGCCGCGUUACGAUGAGAAACUUCACAUUGCAACAUCAACGAAAUCUCCAGACUCUGCAUCUGAGAAGUCUGACAGAUUGGGUUUCCUGCAUGCAGUCGUCGCAUCUUUAUCGGUCAUCGUAGUAUCGGAAUUAGGCGAUAAAACGUUUUUUAUUGCUGCCAUUAUGGCAAUGAAACAUACAAGACUGACUGUAUUAUUAGGAGCAAUAAGUGCUCUUGCGCUGAUGACUAUUCUGUCAGUGGUGUUCGGAUAUGCAGCUACAAUAAUUCCUCGCGUGUAUACCUAUUAUAUCUCCACCCUUUUGUUCGCCUUGUUUGGAUUGAAAAUGUUACGAGAUGGAUACUAUAUGUCACCUUCCGAAGGACAAGAUGAAUUAGAAGAGGUUCAAACGGACCUGAGGAAAAGAGACGACGAGUACGAUAAGCAGACAGCGAGUACCGUACUUCAGGAUCCCGAAUCCGGAGUAAUAAUACGAAAGCACACGAAAACCAGCGCGUUCAUGCUGAUUUCGAAGAUAUACCUUCAGGCAUUCACUCUCACCUUCCUCGCGGAAUGGGGUGACCGUUCUCAAUUAACGACCAUUAUCCUCGCGGCAAGAGAGGAUGUUUACGGAGUUGUAUUGGGCGGAAUAUUAGGCCACUUGUUCUGCACAAGCUUAGCGGUACUGGGAGGACGUAUAAUAGCGCAAAAGAUAUCCGUGAGAACAGUGACUAUCAUUGGAGGCUUCGUGUUCCUAUUGUUCGCCUUAUCGGCGCUCUUCAUCAAUCCUGUGGAAGAAGUUUGAAGAUUUCCUUUCCCUUGACUUUGGAGAUUUUUUACCAGUAUUUGUACUAUUUUGUGAACAUUAUGUAUCAUAUAUAGAGUAUUGUAUCUUUGUACAGUAUGAUUCUAUUCCAUAGCCCUUUGCAGUGGUUAUGAAGUUAACUAGAUGCUCUUGGCCAGAGUUCGGCCGGAAAAUUCAUCUUCCUAAUAUAAAUAGCAGAUUAUUUACGUUUGAAUAUCCAAGAAGAGAUCAAAAAGAAGUUUGUUUCAGUGGAGACUGUUAUUUUGGAAUUAACGAUUUUUUCUUGUUAUUACUUGUAAAUUUGUAAAAUGUAAAGUCAAGAUAUAUGUGUGUGUGUGUGUGUAUACAUAUCGUAAAAUCAUAAUUUUUACUUUUAAAUUGACACUAUGUAGAAGAAAACGAAGCAAAGAAAGAGCAUUUUUACUAUUCUGUCUGUUGUAUCAUAUAUUGUAUGUAAAAAAAUAAUAUACUUUACUAUUUUUCAGCUGUAAUAUAGUAAUUGGUAAUAUCGAUGCAGUAGACAUCCUCGUGAUAUAACAGUGUUGUUGAAUCUGUGUAUGUAAUUCAUCGGUUUGUGCGCCUGAAUGCGAUAUUCAACUGUACUUCACACAAAUAGGUUUACCAGUAGCAUAUUUAUAUAUGCCAUUUGUAAGAUACUAAAGAAAACUAGUUUUUUAUGAUAUAUAAAUAGAAAAAAUAGGAUAAUAUGUAUAUACGUAUAACAAGAUGUGAAUGGUGCGUUUAUGAUGUUGCUAGAUUGCUUUAUAAAAUAGAAAGAACAAAGAAAUGUUCUAUUUGCGGAUGGAAUGAAAUAUUCCAAAUACAAUGAAAAAUUUAAUGUAUGCAAAUAAAAUUUAUGAAUCGUCCUCGAGACACUACAUAAGGUUGAUGAAAUAAAGUCUAUGUAAAAAAACGAUUUUAAGUACAUGUUGUAAGAGCUUAUAUUAAGAUAAAUAAAUAUUAAUAAGUAAAUAUAAA